AUGGAAAGCGAAACAACAAAAGAACGAGAAAUGUCGCCUGAAAUCAAGGAAGAGAAGUUCGAUUUCUAUGAAUGGGAAGAAUGUAAUCAGAGAUAUAACACCCUAGGCUACUACCCUAUAGCCUACACCACGCCAAGUACGUAUUCCUCAUCACAAACUGCGCUGCGAUACUCCUUCGAGGAACAGGAAACCCAAGCCAAACCCAGAAUGUCGUUCAGUAUCUCAUCCAUUCUUGGAACACAUGAAGACAGCGAAGAACAAAGAUUCCAUCCCGUAGCACAUCCUCCGAGGUACGGCUCUGUCAGAGAGAGCCUGCUGAUGAGACACAAGCCCUCAGCGUUUAGAGACUCCCACAAAAGCUCGCGAAUGAAACGCCAUUUUCUACAAGAGGAAAUGACCAAGGAAGACGAAGAAAAAGCUUUCGAAAAAGGUAGUUUAAAAUAUACAAUUCUUAAGAUAGUUAAGCUGGUUUCAAUUAUUAUUAUAACAGGAAACGUAGUUUCAUUUGCGUCAAGUUACUUCAGCUUGGAAAUGCUAUAACUAUGAAUUGAACACUAAUGCAUGCAGAUAAAUGCCAAAUAACGAGUUUCCUAGUUCAGUAAGAUGCGGCAUGUCUGCUGAAUGAGCGCAAGUGUUCGCUAUUUUCUCGGUCGUUAUAUAAAAAACGUAUAAUAGUACGUUUGAUAUCCAUGAUCAGUCGGACCUAGCAAUCAAGUUUAAUAGUCGAGAUUAGUUUAGCUUAGUCUAAUGUGUUUAAUGUGGGUUAUAGCUUUUAGUGAUGGAAGAAAAACCAAAAGAACCGUAGAAAAUCCCUUCAAGCACAGGGGAACACCAACCACACUCUAUAUUUACAUGCAUGAGUUUUUCAAGCACAGGGAAGUCCCUGGCUAGCAGAACUGACCUUGCAUGCAUGACUCUAGGAAUAAGGGAUCACCGAGUUUUUCAUACAGUUGAGCAAGCAAACCCAAUUGUCAUUAGUCAUAACAUUAGUGCGUUUUGACAGAGACCUUAGAUUUUUUAUUGCAGUAAAAGAGAACACAAAUGCCAUAGAAAAAAUGCCAACCAAUUCAAAUAUUCCGACAUAGCUCGUAAUUAUUUUCAUGAUGCUAUAUUCGUUCUUUCCAUAGACGCGCGCAGGUUCUGCCCAUCCCAAAUGGCGCUCAUUGGGCAGCCUCUAUAAACCCACACUUUCUGUAUAGAUGUAUGGCACAUUAUAUUGAAUUUUUAGGCGCGUCAUUUAGUAGAGGAACUUCACUAUAGGCGUCAUUAUGUGGAGUGAUAAACAACAGCGCUAUACAAAGACCGUGUUUUACAGCGCUGCGAAAUACCCUGUUUUAUAGCGAUCUAGAUGGACUGAGAGCAUGAGAUUGCGAUUCUCUGGGGAGAGAGUAACAAUCACAUCCUCGAUUGUUGCAUCUCUAAUAAGCUCGCCACAGGACACCCGAUCUAACUAUUAUUUUCCACAAUGGCACAAACGAUACUUUCUUUCAAUGACGAAGAGCACGAUAGUGAUUUAUCUUAAAACUCAUCCGCUAUCACAAAUAUAGUUAAUUUACGAUUUUCACUUAAAAUUUCGACGCAAUUUCAUAAUUUACUGCGCUUUUUAAUCUCACCGCGAGAUUAAUUGCGCGUGCAUUAGAUUUGACAAAAUUACGAGUUUCAAGCAAAUGCGCACGAUUUCUAAAUAAGUGAUUGUUCCUGUUCAAACAAAUAUUUGUUCGCAAUGUAUACAGCUUGCCUACCAAGGUAAUUACGCUUAUACACUGUAGAUUUGUCCACCUCAUCUCCUUGCACAUUGUCCAAGUGCAAACAGUUUCGGGCAAUCUGAAAGCGGUGGAAAAACUUUUAAAAAUCGCAAGCCCUCUACAUGUUCUUUAUGAUCUUUCAACAACACCGCGAGGUUUUUGAAGUCAAAAAUUGUGAAACGCGAGCAUGAAAUUUAUUCCAAUGACUUCACUUUUGCAAUAAACAAUUUAUGAAGACGCACAUAGGCUACUGUGUUUUGUCACAAAAACAUUAAAGACGCACAUAGCCUAUUUUGUGCACUUUGUACAUUUUCACUAUAUAGUAUAUGUUUUCAAAAAGAGACAAGUGUACUAAAUUUUGGCAGCAGUUUGUAGCUAGAUUAUUAUAUAUUGCUGAAACUUUCACCUAAUAUAGAUGUAUUUUAUCAGUUUGCGCAUUUCAUAUAAAUUUCGAUAAAAAUUGAUAAGGUUCUUAGAAAGUUCGAGUAAAAAACCUCCACGGAGUUCUACGAGGAAUAAAUAAAAACUUACAUAUACAGUUCAAUAAUGGUUUAAGAGAAGCACCCAAAAAACGUGUCUGUGUUAGUUUCAAAUUUAGUUUAUACAGUCAGAGGGACCGUAUCAUAAUUAGCUAGAAUAGUUGUCAAAAUUUCCAUCAAAUUUAAAUUGAACACAGGUUAUUGUAUGUACAGCUAACGAAAUAUUUCCCUAUGCGACUCUUCAUUUGUGCCAUGUCGUCAGGUAAUUUAGCUGUUAUUUACUCGCACUGUCUGCCCACAUUAUACAACUGUUUCUUGUUGCCAUGUAUAUAGUUUAUAUAUACACAGAAACCGCAAAUAAAUCUCGUAAAAUCAGAAACAAUUAUGAAACAAAAUUGCCCUUAUUUGGCUUAUAGAGUGAAUCUAUAUAUUCUGACUUGAGUAUGCAUGAAAAAACAGCUCUCAUAUAUCGAAAGUGAAAAAAUAAAUCGUCUUGAAAUUGAAUAUAUAUAUGAACUAAUAUAUACGACAUGCAGUCUGAAAAUAUACAAAGGACCACUCCAAACGGUUUAUGUUUUGUCUUUUUUAAAAUUACUCAGUGGCAUGCUGUUUCAAAAAAUCUUCUGGCUUAAUUCAUUAUAUAUAUUUUUAAUUUCAACACGACAUUUUCUUCAGAAUAUUUCUCGUUUACAACUUUUCUGAAAUUAUCGGCUGGCAGUGUGGUUUUGAUCUAAUCAGGUCUUUUGUUUAUGCUGGAUAUACGUGUCUGCAAUUAUGCAGUUGACGCGCGCGCAAGACGCAAAUAAAGAACCUGAGAAAAACCGUUAAAAAAGACGUCGUAGAGAAUUAGCAAAGUUUCUUCGAGUUAAUUUAUUCUGGUUAUUAUAUAUAAAUAAUAAAUGCCGUAUCCUAUAUAUUAAUUACGAGUCAAAUGUUGUCCUUUUAUUAGUGAAUCAAUUUCACAAUUUUAAUGAUUGCGCAUUUGCAUGUUGAAAAUGUCUCCCACUCCAUUUAUGAGAAAAGAUUAUAAAUUAGCUGCGAACGAUUUUCCAUUCAUAAAAAAAGUAAAGUUUUCCAAAAUGAAUGUUUUUCAUGUAAAAGUUAUAGAUUUCUAGAUGACCUCAGCCCUGGAUUCGGUGUUAGGUUAUUUUCAAAUAAUUUCUGAGGUGGGAUUCCUAUAUACCGAGUCUAUGCAUGCAAGGUGAUCCUUUUUGUCGAAACCAUGCACACCAGGCAAGCAAAACGUAUACUAAGGAUUUGAACUCAAUCAGCACAGAUAGAAUCAUGCAAGGCUAUAGGUAAACAUUUCCCUUUCCUGGUCGAAAUGGUGCAGUGAUGCAUGUGCAUAUAUAUGCCCCAAGCGAGAAGAAAAUAGGUGUGUUGCAAUUAGUCUUAGAGAGAUUAUGAUUUAUGUGUUAUAUAUAGAACGACGAUUUCUAAAUGUUAUAUAUAAACUACAUUUUCACUUCCAUUCAUUUCCUCAAGUUUUCUUCCUGAUGUCAAAAGCAUCAUUUUAGAUUACAGUUUUAACAUAUCUAUAACUUGAUAUCUAUUAUUUUCAUGCUUGAAACACAAAAGCUUUUCCUUUCCUGACCAGAUUUGUGCUUUUAAUCAAGAAAUUAAAACACAUUUUGAGAUCAGUCCUAUGUUCUCGGUGUAUUAUCAUUAUUAUGAGCUAAGACUUAUAGUGAUCUAGUGAUCGCAAAUGAAAAUUUUUUCCAUAAAAUAAAAACUUCACAAAGAUUAAACGAUCAGCCGCGGCGGCAAAUUGGUUUCUAUUUUAUCACGGGAAAUUGUAUCAAUUAACAAAACACAAUCUACUCAAAAAUUAUUAAACCGUAAACAAUAUAGAGAAAUAUAUUCUUUAAAAUCAAAUAAAGCUGUGUAGUAUUUAGACAACAUGUACUGUACUUCUAUACUAUAUAUGCAUGAAAUAUAGUUUUAAUAUUGAAUUGUACAGACCGUGUUCUUUUAUCUCAAGCGUAUAAUAAUCUGUUCUUUUAUGAAGUGGAAAUCAAUGAUAAAACAUUUGGUCUUAAAUAAAUAAUUCGAAAUCAAUUAAGAAAUGUCAACUUAAAAGAGCAGAAUACUCAAUGGACAUAUGUUUUAAGAUUUGGCUAUAAUUGAGCGCUUUCAAUUGAGAAAUAUGUUUAAUAUAGGCGUUGGCGCUGCUUUGGAAGUCGUAUUUAAAGAGUUUUAAAUGAAACAAACGGGGUAGCAUUACGAUUGGAUUGCUUCUUAGACAAUUUUUAAGACUUGACGCGUUUUUGUCACAUAAUUAUUUCUUUUGUUCGCUGACAUAUCAUAUCAGCUGAAAUGUGUUAAGAUGUGUCAAUGGCGAUAAAUAUGGAAAUAAAGUAGCAUGAGAGAUAGACAUCUCUGCACGUUUUCUAUACACUAGACAAUAUUUUGUUUGAUGUAAGCUAACGUGUAUGGUUUUGUAACUUAACAAUACACGCGAGUACACAUCUCACAGUUUGUCAACGAGAUGCGUUUGCAUUGCUUGUUCACUGUUGUACAAGCGGGGCCCAACAUUGGCGUAGAGUUGUUUCAGUAAAUAGAGUAUUUAGUAGAAAAAUAUAAUAUGAUAUUCAUUUUUGAAACAAAAUUUGCUUGCCUAAAUCAGUAAAUGGUAGAUUGUGUUCUCCUUUUAUUCCUCUUUUCUUGAGUUAAUAUUUUCGGGAACUUGCGCUUGAUUCGUACGGAAAUUCGCGCAAUGGCCCAUGAGGGUUAUCUCGACAAGUUAUUUUGACCCUGUGUGCGAUUGAAAUUGACAGUUUUUUGUAUAAAUAAAAGAGAUUUAGUUUGCUUCCUAUACUACAAGUGUGAAAAUUCUUACGUCGACCAUCAUCCAAUACAGUGAACAACUGUUGAACCAAAUAAACAACUGAAAAUAUUAUUUUCUUUCAUCACAGGAAAUCUUCCAAAUGAAGAGACAGUUUUUACCGGCGAGGAAGGCGACGAGCAGUUAUGGAAACAAGAGAAACCGAAGCGUAUUCGGACGAUCUUUACACCAGAACAGUUAGAAAGAUUAGAGAAAGAAUUUGCAGAACAGCAAUAUUUAGUUGGCAUUGAACGACGUUAUCUCGCCUCCACGCUGAGGUUGACAGAAACACAAGUCAAGGUUUGGUUUCAGAACAGAAGAAUAAAGUGGAGAAAACAAAGAUUAACCAAUCACUAAGCAGUGCCGAUUUAAAUAGACCAAUAACAAGCAUUACCAUUUGCAUUGAUCAAAACGGUUGUUGUUUAGACAAACAAUCACCGAAACUACGAGCGAACAAGUUUUGUUCACUUAUGACUCGGGCACUUUGCUCUAAGUUCCUGUAAAUAUUUCACGUAUUCAGCCCUUGCACAUCACAUCACAUCACAUCACACAAUCAUGACGUAAUUGUUUGACUUCCACCAUUUUGGGUGUUCACACCGUGUCCGCACAAAUUUUCCAAAGUUUAUUUAAUUAAAAAAGCUCUUAUUUUUUGCUUUCAUUUAACUCGCUUAUAUAUACGAAUUGUUUCCAGUGGUUUCCUCUGCUUGUCUAUAGUGCCCAACAAUACUUUUGCAACCCAAAAUGGCGGAUUUCUUUACGUGACGUAAUAUUCCCGCGUGAUUGCACGACCUGAAUAGUUAUACUUGUUUCAAUAAUGUAAAUAUAUAGAAAGUCGUAUGUAAAUAGAGAACGCUUGGGAUAGUAGUUUGCACAUAUAUACAAUGUAAAAUAACGAUAUAAUAUACAUUAAAAAUAAAAAAAAACAAUGUUUGCAUUCUUCACAUACUUGAAGUCUCUCCAACUUAAUCAAUUUUAAUCCUGUUUGGCAACAGAAUCCAAACGCUACACUGUCGUAGACUAAUUGGGGACAAAUUUAAGCAGUGUAAUGAUUGACAAUGUAGGCAGUGUAAUGAUUGCCUCGUCUAUUAAGCACCCUCUGAAUGGAUGAUCA
This is a messenger RNA of Paramuricea clavata, 6159 nucleotides long. The record is from the annotation of a GenBank genome assembly. Lineage: Eukaryota; Metazoa; Cnidaria; Anthozoa; Malacalcyonacea; Plexauridae.